AUGCGUUCGGGCGAUUUGCUAGUAGAGGUCAGUUCUAAAAAGCAAGCACAGCAAAUCAUUAAAAUAAAAGCUCUAGCUACAUAUCCUGUGACAGUUAGUCCUCACUUUUCCUUAAAUUAUACAAAAGGUGUAAUUACAUGCGGGGAAUUGUUCAAUGUCCCUCUUGAAGAAAUAACAAAAGAGCUUAAACCUCAAGGAGUAACGCAGGUAAGUCAAAUCAAUAUUCGACGGGAUGGUCAAAUUCAACCAACUAAACAUUAUAUUCUAACUUUCCAUAGUACCAAAUUACCAGAAUUCAUAUAUGCAGGAUAUUUAAAAUUGCCAGUUAGACCGCACAUACCUAAUCCGUUGAGAUGUUUUCAAUGUCAGCGUUUUGGGCAUUCCAAAGUUAAUUGCCGCGGGACCCUAACGUGCGCCCGCUGUGCAGAAAAAGGCCACGAAAGCCAACAAUGCCACGCAGAAGAAAAAUGCGUGAACUGCGGCGGAAAUCAUGCAUCGUAUUCUCGUUCUUGUGAACGCUGGCAACUCGAAAAACAAAUUACAACCAUUAAAAUAAAAGAAAAUAUUUCCUAUCCAGAAGCUAGACGGAAAAUUAUAGCAUCGACACCAAAACCCGGUUUAAGUUAUGCAUCUGCUGUGCAAAACUCCUUUUGUGAAAACUGCUCUUGUUCAAACUGUACAAAAAAAGGCAUCAAAACAAAAACACAGGCAAAAGUGUCGGAUUCUGACACUGAAACUUCCCUGACUAGUACUCCUGAUCAUAGUAAAACUAUUAAACUUAAACCACAACCGAAACCAAAUAAAUCCCUCAAGCUAAAACUGUCCAAACGUGGCCUGGCUACUAAAGAUCUUGCCAGUAAACUUAAAAAAACGACUUUAAGAAGUUCUGUUGCUCUGGGACUUGCAGAUAAAGGUGUCGCUCAUAAGGACUUAACGUCCAUUUUUGGUGGCCCAUCAAAAAGUCCCGAAAUCAUCUCGCUCCAUCCAUCUGAGGAAGAGGAUGAAUUUGAAAUGAGGUGCGAUGUCACGCAACCUCCGAACACUGCUCCCACACCUUCACUUGCAAAAAGACUUUCUUAA
Argiope bruennichi is the source of this 1080-nucleotide messenger RNA. RefSeq lists its product as uncharacterized. NCBI's taxonomy places the organism in Eukaryota, Metazoa, Arthropoda, Arachnida, Araneae, Araneidae. Gene Ontology annotation, molecular function: zinc ion binding; nucleic acid binding. Bases 1 to 1080 code for a protein of 359 amino acids. The transcript has a single exon. The record is from RefSeq and is a predicted model, not a curated record.